Onychostruthus taczanowskii (white-rumped snowfinch) is the source of this 4963-nucleotide messenger RNA. RefSeq names its product myosin IIIA (gene MYO3A). Gene Ontology annotation, molecular function: ATP binding; cytoskeletal motor activity; protein binding. The transcript is spliced from 34 exons. Gene Ontology annotation, biological process: protein phosphorylation. Bases 23 to 4963 code for a protein of 1646 amino acids. Lineage: Eukaryota; Metazoa; Chordata; Aves; Passeriformes; Passeridae. The record is from RefSeq and is a predicted model, not a curated record. Gene Ontology annotation, cellular component: myosin complex.
UUCCUAGGAGCCAUCAUUUGAGAUGCUUCCGUUGUCUGGGAAAACAAUAAUAUUUGAUAGCUUUCCUGAUCCUUCAGAUACCUGGGAAAUAAUUGAGACUAUCGGCAAAGGAACUUAUGGAAAAGUUUUCAAGGUGUUAAAUAAGAAAAAUGGCAGCAAAGCAGCAGUCAAAAUUUUGGAUCCUGUUCAUGAUAUUGAUGAAGAAAUUGAAGCUGAGUACAACAUUUUGAAAGCUCUCUCUGAUCAUCCCAAUGUAGUCAAAUUCUACGGCAUGUAUUAUAAGAAAGAUGUGAAAAAUGGAGACCAGCUUUGGCUAGUUCUUGAGCUGUGCAAUGGUGGAUCUGUGACUGAUCUUGUGAAAGGAUUUCUGAAGAGAGGCGAAAGGAUGAAUGAACUUAUAAUUGCCUACAUUUUACGUGAAGCUCUGAUGGGACUUCAGCACUUGCAUGAAAACAAAACUAUCCACCGUGAUAUUAAGGGAAAUAAUAUCCUUUUGACCACUGAAGGAGGAGUCAAGCUUGUGGAUUUUGGUGUGUCUGCUCAGCUGACCAGCACUCGUCUCCGUCGGAACACCUCCGUGGGCACUCCGUUCUGGAUGGCUCCAGAGGUGAUUGCCUGUGAGCAGCAGCUAGAUAGCUCCUAUGAUGCUAGAUGUGAUGCAUGGUCUCUGGGUAUUACCGCAAUAGAGUUGGGAGAUGGAGAUCCACCACUUGCUGAUUUGCAUCCCAUGAGGGCACUCUUCAAAAUACCAAGGAAUCCUCCUCCAACGCUACAGCAGCCUGAACUGUGGUCACCUGAAUUCAAUGACUUCAUUAACAAGUGCUUGACUAAAGAUUAUGAGAAGCGUCCAACAGUAUCUACUCUUUUGCAGCAUGAUUUUAUUAAGCAAAUUGAAGGAAAAGAAAACGUGCUACAAAGGCAACUCAUGGAAUUUAUUGAUGUUCAUCAACAAAUGGGAGUCACUGAAAAGGCAAGAUUUGAACGUAUUCACACAAAGAAAGGGAACUACAGUAAGUCACUAGUUUCAAACCAAGAAGAAGUAGAUGAUUUAGCAACUUUGGAAGUACUGGAUGAGAAUACAGUAACGGAACAGUUGCAGAAGGGUUAUGCCAAGGACCAGAUCUACACAUACGUUGGGGACAUUCUCAUCGCUGUCAAUCCAUUUCGGAACAUAGAUAUUUAUUCUUCACAGCAUUCCAAACUGUAUAUUGGAGCCAAACGGACUGCUAACCCUCCUCACAUUUUUGCUGUUGCUGACAUAGGCUAUCAGUCCAUGGUGACAUACAACUCUGAUCAGUGUAUUGUUAUUUCUGGAGAAAGUGGAGCUGGCAAGACGCAAAGUGCCCAUCUGCUGGUUCAGCAGCUCACUGUCCUUGGCAAGGCUAAUAACAGGACUCUGCAGGAGAAAAUUCUCCAGGUGAACAACCUUGUAGAAGCAUUUGGGAAUGCAGGCACUAUCAUCAAUGAUAAUUCAAGCAGAUUUGGAAAAUAUUUGGAAAUGAAAUUCACUUGUGGUGGCACUGUAGUAGGAGCUCAGAUUUCAGAGUACCUCCUUGAAAAGUCCAGAGUUGUCCACCAGGCAGUAGGAGAGAAAAAUUUCCAUAUUUUUUAUUAUAUUUAUGCUGGUCUCGCAGAAAAGAAAAAACUGGCACAUUAUAAACUGCCAGAAUAUAGACCUCCCAGAUAUCUGCAAAAUGAUCAUUUCAGAAUAGUGCAAGAUUUCAUGAACAAUAGCUUUUAUAAGUCUCAGUUUGAAUUAAUAGAACAGUGCUUCAAAGUCAUAGGUUUUACACUGGAGGAACUUGGAAGUGUGUACAGUGUCCUGGCUGCCAUUUUAAAUGUGGGUAACAUUGAAUUUUCUGCAGUAGUAUCCGAACAUAUGAUUGACAAGAGCAACAUUUCCAAUCCAGUAGCCCUUGAGAACUGUGCAUCCCUGCUGUGUAUUCAGGCAGAUGAACUGCAAGAGGCCCUCACCUCUCACUGUGUUGUGACUCGUGGAGAAACAAUUAUUCGUCCCAACACUGUGGAAAAAGCCACUGAUGUCAGAGAUGCCAUGGCCAAAGCACUGUACGGGCGCCUCUUCAGCUGGAUAGUCAAUCGCAUCAACACUUUACUCAAACCUGACAAACAUUUAAGUGAAAAUGAUGACGGCUUGAAUAUUGGAAUUCUUGAUAUCUUUGGCUUUGAGAAUUUCAAAAAAAAUUCUUUUGAACAACUGUGUAUCAACAUUGCCAAUGAGCAAAUUCAGUUCUACUUCAAUCAACAUGUCUUUGCCUGGGAACAGAAUGAAUACCUUUACGAAGGUGUUGAUGCAAGAGUUAUAGAAUACGAGGACAACAGGCCCCUCCUAGAUAUGUUCCUGCAGAAACCAAUGGGUUUAUUGUCUCUGCUGGAUGAGGAAAGUCGAUUCCCACAAGCAACAGAUCAGACACUUGUAGAAAAAUUUGAAGAUAAUUUGAAGUCAAAAUAUUUUUGGAGACCCAAAAGAGUAGAUCUAACCUUUGGAAUUUAUCAUUAUGCAGGAAAGGUUCUGUAUAAUGCAAGUGGAUUCCUAGCCAAAAAUAGAGAUACUCUGCCAGCUGAUAUUGUGCUGCUGCUGCGAUCUUCUGAAAACAACCUGACGCGACAGCUGGUAACUCACCCUCUCACAAAAACAGGUAACCUGGCACACACCAAAAGCAAAACUACAAUCAGUUAUCAAAUGUGGACCUCCCAAAAAUCAAUCAGUCAUACAAAGAAUGAAGCAGGAGAUACUGGACAUCAUCCAAGAGAAACAACCAGCAUGAAAACACAGACAGUUGCUUCUUAUUUUAGAUAUUCUCUGAUGGAUUUGUUAUCCAAAAUGGUCGUUGGCCAGCCCCAUUUUGUCAGGUGCAUCAAGCCAAACAACGACCGGCAGGCAAACAAGUUUGACAAAGAAAAAGUGUUGGUUCAGCUGCGUUACACGGGAAUUCUGGAGACAGCACGGAUUCGAAGACAGGGUUAUUCACAUCGUAUACUCUUCGCUAACUUCAUAAAACGGUAUUACCUCAUCUGUUACAAAACAAAUGAUGAUCCUCCAGUCAGCCCGGAGACCUGUGCUGCCAUCUUGGAAAAAGCCCACCUUGACAACUGGGUUCUUGGAAAAACUAAAGUAUUCCUCAAAUACUAUCAUGUGGAGCAGCUGAAUUUAAUGCGGAAGGAGACAGUUGACAUGAUUAUUUUGAUUCAAGCUUAUGUCAGAGGGUGGCUAGGUUCGAGGAGAUACAAAAAGAUAAAGGAACAAAGGGAACAAAGUGCUAUUAAAAUACAGUCAGCUUACAGGGGGUUUGUUGCUCGUAAAGAAUACAAAAAUGCAAAGCAUAAUAAAAAAGUGGAAGAAUAUAUGACCAAAUUUCAAGCAAUUGCCAGAGGAUACUUACUCAGGAAGAAGAGGAAAGAACUAACUGAAACAAGAAACAAAGCAGCAAUAACAAUUCAGUCUCACUACAGGGGAUAUAAGGAGAGGAAGGUCUUCAAAAGCAGGAGGGAAUUGCUUAGAAAGCAAGAAAUCGAAAAUGCAGCAACCAUUAGCAAGAAGGAAAAUGAUGAAGAACUUCAAGAUCCUGAGGAAAGUCCAGCUGAAGUGGAAGGUGCCCUCCCUAGAACAGAAGAAGAAGCAGCUGCCAUAGCAGAGGAUGAACUAUCUGCUGUGGAAUUCCUUGAAGCACAACUGCAGCCAGCUCAAAAUGAUACACUGGAAGAAGUGGCAAGUGAGGAGACUCAAGAUGAACCUGGUGCUGUCUCUGACAGCAAGUGCUCCAGGUACAGGAAUGGAGAGGAGCAACAGCAAACAUCUAGUGAAGGAGAGGCAGCUUCUGUGAAGCAGAACCUGGCAGUAGAAGAGGUUAGUGAAGGUGAAGAACAGGACUCUUUGGAAGAGUUACCCAGAAAAUCUUCUCUCAAAACCUCAGCUGAACCUAGACCCCACCAAGAGCAUGAUAAUCAAGACACACUCAGUGCAGACUGGCAAAAUCAAGAAUCUGCUGUGGUCCAGCCCAGCACCGACAGGGAUGUGGAAAGAAAUUACCUAAAGCGUGAAGCAGCAAUGCCUACAGGAGGUAAAGGAAUCACAAGAAAAGAGUCACUAAGAAGAGGCUCAUGGAAGCAAGCUGAGGCAGAAAAGCAAGGUUCUGAAGACAAAGAGAAGGCAGCAGUGGUAAUUCAGAGCAAUUACCGGGGUUACAGAAGGAGAGGACAACUCAGAAAAGAAGGGAAACUACCUUGCAAAAGUCAAGAGAAAACAAUAAAGGAGCCAACAGAAGCAAUACACGUUCAAAAUAACAAUCCCCAAACAACAAAAGGUAGGGAAAGCACCAGUACAGAGGCUGAAGACUCUAAGGCACUGAAGGGAGACUCAGAGAAAGAGGCUUGUGAUUUGGCAGCCUUUUCACGACAGAUAUCAAAAUUAUCUGAGGAUUACUUAGCAUUGCAGCAAAAACUGAAUGAAAUGAUAUUGUCCCAUCAGCUGAGACCUGUGAUGAUGCCCAAAGAUAAGCAAGCUAAUGGCCGGCUUCCUUCUCAUGUUUGUCAGUCAGUUGUGGCCAAAGUAGAAGACUCUCGCCCAAUGCAGAGACCCCCCAGAAGGCCACGGAAGCCCAAGACAUUAAAUAAUCCAGAAGACUCCACCUACUACACUCUGAUACAUAAAUCAAUACAGGAUGAAAAACGGAAACCAAGGAAAGAAAGUCUGAGCAAAGUGCUAGAUUUAGAUAUCUACUACCAAGAAAUUUCAUCUACUGACUCCAGCUCCAAGGACAGCAGUACUACCACAAGAAGGAAGAGAUACCCAGUUGAGCGCAGGACUUCCAUUUUACGAGCUACUGAGAGGUCGAGGGUUGCAGAAAGACCCCUGGAAGAGAGCAAAGCCGAAGAUAAUCCCUAUGACUACAGACGACUGCUGCGGAAGACCUCACAGCGCCGGCGCCUUAUCCAGCAGUUCUAG